UACCGAUCUCUUGGAUUAUACAUAAGAGAUGUCAAAGUAUAACUACAACAGUUUGCCUACUUCGGAACCUGAUCCGGAAGAUAAAAUGCAACUUUUGUUACCUCCGUUAAUGGUCACGUUAGCCGUACCAUCAAGUCCAAGUUAUCCGAUGUCUCCGUCACCGAUGGGAUCAUCGGAAACGCUACCAGAGCAUCAAAAUGCGAAACGGAGAAUGGAUCGCCGUCUUAUGCGACUGAAUACGGAACUCCUUCAAGCGGUUGUUGACGGAAAUUUGGCAGAGGUUGAACGUGGCCUCCAGCAUGAUGCCAGUGCAAAUGCGACAUGCAAGCCACAUCGGAUUUCGAGUUGUCACAUCGCGAGCUUUUUAGGACAUACCGAUAUUUUGCAAACUCUAUUGAAGAAUGGUGCCCAACUCGAAGGAACGCGUGACGCGAUGGGACGGACUCCUUUGCAUCUCGCGGCGUGGGAAGGCAACCCGGAUUGUGUAAAGCUUCUUCUCGAACAUGCCCCAGAACUGGUAAAUGUAACAAUAGAAGAAGUCGUGAUAAAAGAUAAAAUUCGGCCAGAGUGGAUCGACUCCUGGGAUCACGAUCAUCAGUCGGUGAUUGACAUGCUACCGGUCUUAGAAUUCGGGAGUUCACCUCUUCACGUAGCUUGUAAACGGACAGAGUUGAUAUGUGUGCAACAUCUUCUGGCAGCUGGAGCUGAGUUUAAUAAAGUUGACAGUCGAGGUAUGAGGCCACUUGAUGUAGUAGGCGAAAACCUAAUCGACCACCGUGAAGAGGGCGACGUGGAAUUCAGGUACCCAGGCGUAAUCGCAUCAUUGAUAGCCGCUGGCAGCCGGCAUUACCUCUCUUCGGAAUACAGGAAUCAAGGUCACAUUGUGACACCACUACAUACGGCUGUUGAGUUGGGUUCCUUGGACGCGAUAACAGCUCUUCUGAAUGCAAAUUUCCCUCGCUCUGUAUGGAACUCGAUUGGAGACACUCCGAUGCAUCUGUGUAUCACGAAAAAAGCGGUGGAACCGUUGAAGCUGUUGAUGAACACAGCCAACAGUGAAGACCCACCGAAUUACCUUGAUCCUGUAAAUUCCAUUGGACUGACUCCUCUGCAAUUGGCAAUGCGUCAAAAUUGGAUUCCAGGGGUGAGCAUUAUCUUGGAAGCUGGUGCAGACGUCACGAUCACCUCGAGAAAUGGAUCCACAGCCUUGCACUUGUCCGCUGCAAGCGGUAACCUGGAGAUGAUGCAAGAACUGCUGAGCAUUCCGGACUCACAAACGAUAAUCGAGGUGGAAAACCAGCUGGGAGAAACUCCUUUAUUUUGCACGAUCGCUAGUGGUAGAGUAGAUUGCGUUAAAGAGAUUCUCAACGCCGGCGCGAGCGUUCAGCACAAAUUGCACGGUGAGGUGACGGUGUUCCAUCGUGCAGCCGAACACGGCUAUGCCGACAUUCUUCAAGUCCUGCUUGACAGAGACUCCUCGACGACGAAAUUGAUGAUCAAUGCCAGAGACAAGUUGGUGAUUUCUGGAAUGACGCCAUUGCACAUGGCCGCGAAUUUCGGACACGUUGAUUGUGUGAGAAUUCUUCUUGACGCCGGUGCGGACAUUAUGGCUACAACAACAGAGAACCCGCACAACAAGGCGACCUCUUUGCACCUAGCAGCUACACAUAAUCACUACGAAGUCGUGGCUGUUCUAUUAAGUCGUGACACUCACAUCCUUGACAUACAGGACAGUCACGGGUGGCUACCGCUGCAUGUGGCGUGCUAUCACAGCAACAGAGAAAGCAUUAGACUGCUGUUGGACGCCGGCGCCGAUUUGUCCGUCGUAACAAAAGACGCUGACCGCAAAAGUAUGUCUGCGAUGGAUUUCCUCGUUUACAACGUUCCCAGGCCCGUCGAAUUUCUCGAAUCGGUAUUCGACUCUGCCAUCACUAUCAACGAGUACACAAUUAAUGAGCCCAAUUGUGUAAUCACUCUUGAUUACAGUAUAUUAACACCUCGUGGCGUAAACAUGGAGCAGAUGAGAGUUGUCAAUGCCCUCAUUAACAGCGGGAACCAAUUCAACCAAAAACGCCUACUGAUUCAUCCCCUGAUCGAAAGUUUCUUGUACUUGAAAUGGCGGGCUCUCAGUCCUUUUUUCAUGAUCAAUCUAGCACUCUACGCAGUGUUUGUCGUUGCUACGACGCAAUUAAUCACUGGAAUUUAUUACUACAAGGAUAAAGGAGAGGAACCGCCAGUUAUUCUUGACACACAGAUGAGCAGUUAUGUCCUGCUUUUCAGCCUUGUGCCUAUCGCCAUUCUGGAAUUCUUACACGGGCAGCAACGUUCUUGGACCUACUUCCACGAACUUGAAUCCUGGGUCAAGUGGGGUUCUUUCAUCCUUUCGACGCUGGUUGUAUUCGCUGAUCACAACGCAAACGAAUGGACUCGUCACGUGGCUGCCGUAGCCGUCCUGCUAGCUUGGACCGAGCUCAUGUUUUUGCUGUCUCGUUUCCCAGAAUGGGGUUACUACGUACUAAUGUUUUCAAAAGUGGCCACCAACGUUAUCAAGGUGCUAUUGACGUUUGGCUUUCUUGUGAUUGGUUUCACCUUCAGUUUCUUGGUCCAGUUCCGGAGCGAACCUCCAUUUGGCUCCCCGUGGCAGAGUUUCGUAAAGACCAUGGUGAUGAUGACUUCGGAAUUCGAUUACUCGGAUCUCUUUACGGGACAGGAAGACUACAUAGUGACAGUGACACUUGGACGGCUGGUAUUCGUCGCCUUUCUGGUUCUAGCUGCGAUCGUUCUGAUGAAUUUAAUGGUUGGUUUAGCGGUUAAUGACAUCAACGACUUGGAGAUACGAGGAAAAACUCAGCGCCUCUUUAAGCAGGUCAAUUUCCUAUGCAGCUUGGAUUUGGUGGUCUACAAUAAAAUGAUACUCCGCCUAUUUCCAAAAAGCUGGCGCAUCAGAGUCGAGAAGGGUAGAUGCGUUGAUUCGAAACUUUAUCUUCAUCCGGGUAGACCACUCCGCACUAUUUUUAAGAUGAUACCUUCUACGAUCAAAGAAGACAUCAUACAAACCGCUAGGGCCGGUCAAAAAACGUCAGAACCAACCAUAGUUGACAUUCUGAACCGGUUAACUAAUCUGGAAAUGGUUCUCCAAAAGGUUUCCCAAAAAGAAACUCUCGUGCCAUCACAAAGUAAUACAGAAGCCACAGCUACUUCCGACUUGUCGCGUCUCAUUGAACACAUUGAUAAAUUGAAAGACGACUCUAUUUCGAGGUGGGAAAAAACAGAACUUACAAUUGAAAACGUAGCUCAGAGCUUUAGAACUUUACAGAGACAGUUACUCAGAUUAAACGCGAACAUUGCUUUCUCAGGAAAUGCGCCUCAUGUAGUGAGCGUAGACGAAAUGUAAGAUACGGUCUUACUUCAAGCAUUGGCUGUGAGCAAUGAUAGACAAAAUUCUAAUUAAUCAAUAACAAAUUCCAUUUUUAUUUCGUAACUAGGA
This is a messenger RNA of Diprion similis, 3487 nucleotides long. RefSeq names its product transient receptor potential channel pyrexia-like. The coding region runs from base 29 to 3394 and encodes 1121 amino acids. Gene Ontology annotation, biological process: proteolysis; monoatomic ion transport; transmembrane transport. Gene Ontology annotation, molecular function: monoatomic ion channel activity; protein binding; aspartic-type endopeptidase activity. Gene Ontology annotation, cellular component: membrane. Lineage: Eukaryota; Metazoa; Arthropoda; Insecta; Hymenoptera; Diprionidae. The transcript has 7 exons. The record is from RefSeq and is a predicted model, not a curated record.